AUGCAGUUAAGGUCUGCAAGUGUGAAAAAGACGCUGUUUCCUGGUUCCCCGCUUUUUGCUUUGAGAAGCGCAAAAGUGUUGCAUACUCCCGUGCUGAGUGUGGAAGAGCAGAAAAAACAGCAGGAAAUUCGUGAAACGGAAUACAAGAUGGCUGAAUCGAUCAAUGCGCUGGUUCAAUGCUGUGCUGCGACGAAGGGAAAAGUUGAGCGAAUUCGUAGAGCAAUUGAUGCCGCAGGUAACGAUAGUGGAAAGUUCAAUAUUCAUGGAUUGAACUUAUAUUUGAAAACCGUUGAUUCUGCGUAUAUGGAAUACAAUGAUUUCCAAAAUCGGAUAUAUUUGUCGCACCCAUCCAAACGAGCUGAAUUCGAGACUGGGUUUGUGGAAUUCGAAGAGCUGUACGAAUAUGUUCGCAUUGAGCUCAGUAAGAUGAUUCAAAAUCAUGAAGACGAGCAAAAGGCAAUUGGCAUGGCAGCUGCAAUGCAGAGAGAGCAACAGAUGCUGAAGUUUUCACUGACUGAGGAAGGAAAUCGGCCUAGCACUAGUGGAUAUCAACCGGGCAGCGUUCAAGCUCGAAUUCCAUCGCUUCUACUGCAGAAUACUCCUCUACCCACGUUUGACGGACGAUAUGAAAACUGGUUCAAGUUCAAGGCCAUGUUUUGCGAUAUUAUCGACCGAUGCACCAGUGAUUCCCCUGCUACUAAGUUGCAUUUUUUGGACAAGGCGUUAGUAGCCAAGGCUCAAGGUGCGAUCGAUCAGCAAACUCUGAACGACAACAACUACGAGGGAGCCUGGAAAAUUUUGACGGAGAGAUUUGAAAAUUUACCGAUGGUUAUCCAUGGUCAUAUUACCAAGUUGUUGAAUUUGAAACCUAUGGCUAAGGAGUCGUUUCAGGAAUUGAAAACGCUGGUUGACGAUUGCGAGAAACGGGUGGACUCUUUGGAGUUUCACAAGUUAAACAUGGAUAAAAUGGCUGAGGCUAUUAUUGUGACGCUUUUAACUUCCAAGCUCGACCCUGAUACACGAAAGUGUUGGGAAACGACAAUUGAACACGGCAAAUUGCCGGUGUACAAGGACACAAUUGCCUUUCUUCGAAAACGCAGCUAUGUACUAGAGCGCUGUGAACAGGCAGCCAGUCUGAAGCAGACCAGAGGAGGAGCUGCGACAACUAAGACUGCCCCCUUUUUUAAUAAGGUGCAUUCGGUGGUGGUACAGAAAAAUGAAAAUCAUUGUCCGGUAUGUGAAUCGAAUCAUCAUGUAGAAAUGUGUGAAGACUUCAAGAAAUUAAGUAUCGCUGCGAGAUAUAACAAAGCGAAACAAGCUGCUUUGUGCUUUUCCUGUUUAAGGAAGGGUCAUCGCACAGCGAACUGUCGAUCCAGUCAAGCUUGUUCAACGUGCUCGAAGAAACAUCAUUCUUUGAUGCACCCCGAGGAACGGAAACUAGAAUCAUCAAACCUACCACCUACAGAAUUGAAAUCUGGUGGUGCCGAACUAACGGCCGCAAAGUGUACGCUACCUGAUAUAGUUUAUGUGAACACAUCUGUGAAAAGGCAGGUGCUCUUGGCAACUGCGGUCGUUCACGUGCUUGAUUCUUGCGGUAUGCUACAUAAUUGUCGUGCGCUGCUGGAUUCCGGCGCGAUGGCUAAUUUUGUGUCGGAGAGAAUGAUCGAUUUGCUUGGUCUGCGCAAGGAGUGCGUUGAAAUUCCGGUUAUCGGUGUGAAUGGCAUGAAAACGUUAGUAAAGUUCAAAGCACAUGCCAUAGUGAAGUCCAGAACAAUGGAAUAUGAAUUUGGUUUGGAUUACCUGAUAAUACCGAAGGUUACUGGUGCGCUACCAACAAGAAAGAUCGACAUCGUAAAUUGGCCGAUACCUAACGGUGUGGUGUUGGCUGACCGGAAUUUCAAUGAGCCGAGUCGCAUAGAUAUGUUGAUCGGCGCAGAAGUUUUUUAUGGGCUGCUACUAGCAGGUAAGAUUAGAAUGUCCGAUGAUUUGCCGUUGCUACAGGAAAGCGUGCUGGGCUGGCUUAUAGCUGGAGCAGUAGCUGAUGUGACGCCGGUUCAAACCGCUCGAGUCUGUCAAGUAACGCCAUCUGUUGAUCCGGAAGAUGACCUCUCUGAGUUAGUGAGGCGCUUCUGGGCCAUUGAUGAACAAGUAGAAGAAACGUUUUUCUCAGAUGACGGCUGCGAGGAGCAUUUUAAGCAAACUCAUAUUCGUACAAAGGAUGGCAGAUACGUGGUGAUGCUUCCUUUUCGAACGAACGUGACUGAUCUGGGAGAGUCCCGGAAACAAGCUGAACGAAGAUUCGAACUAUUGGAAAGAAGACUGGAUAAUUGUCCUGAUUUGAAACGAAUGUAUGGAGAAUUUAUCGACGAGUAUGUGGCCCUCGGCCACUGUGUCAGAAUCGAACGUAAUGAAGAUUUUGCUUACUAUCUUCCCCACCACUGUGUAUUGAAGCCAGACAGUUCGUCAACAAAGCUGAGGGUCGUGUUCGAUGCAUCGGCGAAGAGCGACACUGGUUUGUCUUUGAAUGACGUAAUGAAGGUUGGGCCAACAGUGCAAAGCAGUCUUUUUGACAUAAUACUCCGAUUUAGAACCUUCAAAUACUCUUUCACAGCUGAUGUACCAAAGAUGUACAGACAAAUUCUGGUGAAUGAAGCUCACACUUGUUAUCAACGCAUUUUGUGGAGAAAAGUAAGGUCCGAUCCGUUGAGUGAAUUUGAAUUGAAAACGGUGACCUACGGUACGGCAGCUGCACCAUAUUUAGCUACUCGCUCUCUGCUCCAGCUAGCUAACGACGAAGAAAGGGAAUAUCCUUCAGCUAGUGUUGAAUUGAAGAAAUCUUUCUACAUUGACGAUGUUUUGUCGGGUGCAAACACAUUGGUCGAAGCGAAGAAAUUGCGAGACGAUCUAGUGAAACUGUUAGCUAAAGAAGGAUUCGAGCUUCACAAAUGGUGUGCCAAUGAUGAUGAACUGCUUGAAGGCAUUCCUCUGGAAGCUCGAGAGAAGCAGAUGGCGUUUGAAAAUUGCAAUGUAAAUGGAGUAAUAAAAACGCUCGGAUUAUACUGGAAUCCGACCAGUGAUGAAUUUAUGUUCCGUGUUAGGGCGAUUGAUGAUGAUCUAAAACUGCCAACUAAGCGACAAGUGCUAUCAGAAACAGCGAAGCUGUUCGAUCCCUUAGGGCUUUUGGCACCGACAAUUGUUAUCCCGAAGCUUAUUAUGCAACAACUGUGGGUCGAGAAAAUCGAUUGGGAUGAAACGAUUCCUUCAACACUAUUUGAACGUUGGAAUCGCUUUCGAUCAGAGCUGUGUGGUAUCAGCAACGCGAAGAUUGAAAGAAGAGUGACAGUCGACGACACCGUGAAGAUAGAACUACACGGCUUUGCAGACGCAUCCACAAUAGCCUAUGGAUGUUGUAUUUAUCUACGAAGCGUAAAGGUUGAUGACACUGCGGAAAUGAAACUUAUCUGUGGUAGGUCUAGAGUAGCGCCAUUAAAGGAAACACAACGUGGAGAGAAACCAGAUGCGAAACCUUGUGAAAUGACAGUCCCACGACUGGAGCUAUGUGCUGCACUGCUCUUAGCACGGCAAAUGAAAGCAGUUCGAGAAGCGUUGGCCGUAGAUGCCAGCCAAGUAAUGAUGUGGUCAGAUUCGAUGAUCGUACUUUCAUGGCUACAAAAAACGAAACAAGACACGUCAGUAUUCGUUCGUAAUCAUGUUGCGAAGAUUCAAAUGUUUACCUCCACUUCCACAUGGCACCAUAUUCCAACAAAACAGAAUCCAGCAGAUGUGGUGUCGCGCGGUUUAUUUCCAACGGAGUUGAUGGAUAGUAUGUUAUGGUGGAAGGGUCCACCGUUCCUGCAGACCACUGAGUACGACGAGAAAUUUGUUACCGCUUAUUUGUCUACUGAAGCACAGGUAAUAGCUUGUUCGACAGCUGCCAUUGCUAUUCCAGAGAAUCGAGCUUAUGAUGUGAUUUUAGCGACAAGUAAUUUUCGACGACUACAACGUGUUUUCGGCUACAUAGCGAAAUUUAUCUUCAACUGUAGACGCAGAAGGAUGGAAAGGCGUACUUGCGAGCGACUUGACAGUUAUGAUUUGAGAGAAGCUUUAAGGAUCAUGGUAAUUUGUGUUCAACGUGUUGUAUACGUAGAGGAAAUCCAUUGUAUCCAGAAGAACAAACCAGUAAAGGGUAAGCUACGAAACCUUAAUCCAAUGCUUGAUAACAAUAUUUUGCGAGUGGGAGGCCGAAUCCGGCACUCUGACCUUCCCAAGGACCAGAAGCAUCCGAUGAUACUACCAGAAAAAAACCAUUUUACGGAAUUGUUAGUAGACGCUUUGCAUCGUGAACACUUACAUGUCGGAUUGAAUGGUUUACUAGCCAUUAUCCGCCAGAAGUAUUGGCCAGUUAAUGCGAAAAGAACUAUUCAUCGUGUACUGAAACGAUGCGUGACGUGCUUUCGAGCGAAACCAAAAACCCUUGAGCAAUAUAUGGGAGAUUUGCCGAGUUGUCGUGUAACAGCCGCGGCACCGUUUAUCCGAACCGGUGUUGAUUAUGCAGGACCAUUUUAUCUUAAGCAAGGGCGAGGAAAGGCUGCAAUGAAGGCGUACGUUAGUUUGUUCGUAUGCAUGUCUACGAAAGCAAUCCAUCUAGAACUAGUGACUUCCCUUACAACAGAUGGAUUUCUGGCUGCAUUGCACAGAUUCGUCGGUCGUCGUGGCAACGUUUUAGAAAUGUUUUCCGACAAUGGAACGAAUUUUACUGGCGCUUGUAAGGAUUUGAUUGAACUCAGACAACUAUUGAAUUCGCAAGCUUUGCAAGGACGAAUCGACGAGUUUUGCCAACUACGAGGAAUUUUAUGGCGGUUCAACCCUCCCAAGGCGCCGCAUCAGGGUGGACUUUGGGAGUCUAAUGUGAAGUCAAAGAAGAAUCAUCUCUACAAAUCGCUUUCUGAAAGUUACAUGACGUACGAAGAAAUGAACACUCUCUUAAUUCAGAUUGAAGCAAUUCUCAAUUCGCGACCACUGAUUCCGAUGAAUGAUGAUCCCUUUGACUACGAAGCUCUCAGUCCUGGACACUUUUUGAUAGGUCGGGAACUGACAGCUGUUGCCGAACCUUUUUAUGACGGACUAAAGGACGGCGUAGUAUCCAGGUACCAGUUGGUGCAAAAACGGAAACAAUGUUUUUGGAGACGCUGGUCGAAUGAGUAUGUUACGACUCUGCAAAAGAGAAGCAAGUGGACGAAGGAGCCCGCUUUGUUACGCCCAGGCCUACUGGUAAUCCUAAAGGAGGACAAUGUACCUCCCCAAAUGUGGAAAUUGGGUCGCAUUUCUGAAACACACCCGGGAAAGGACGGCGUGACACGAGUUGUGACUAUACGAACUAGUCGGGGAACGUAUCGAAGACCUACUACGGAGAUAGCUGUAUUACCGAUUCCAGACAACGAUACCGCGAUACCUGCAGAGGAAAAUUGA
Molecule: messenger RNA, 5469 nt
Organism: Topomyia yanbarensis
Lineage: Eukaryota; Metazoa; Arthropoda; Insecta; Diptera; Culicidae
Exons: 1
Coding region: 1-5469 (1822 amino acids)
Biological process (GO): DNA integration
Molecular function (GO): nucleic acid binding
Source: RefSeq, a predicted model, not a curated record